GGAGGAAACAUGUCAAGAAAGCCUUUCACGGAUAAAUAUCGACUGAAAAUCAGCAUCACGAUGAAAUAUAGACUACUUUUUAUGAUAUGGGGAGGCUACGAAGCUCAUGAUUACACGAUGGCUGAACUUUCGUAAAAGGAGGAACAACAACUGUUUUUCGGGUAAAAUUCAGUCAUGAGUUGAAUCUUCCAGAGCCUUUAAAGCUCUGGAAACACUCUCCGAAAGCUAACAAGCCAGGAAUACUACUUCCCAUUAUUUUCGAUGAAACUGCAGAAUGAAAGCGGCGAUUUACGACCGAGACAUUAUUUAUUAACGGGAAAAAAGCUUGUUAGAAGUUUGUUAUUGCUCAGCUAGUCGACUAUUUGAACAAGAAUAUGCUACGGACUGCGGACUUAAACGAGACAAAGCCCUGGCAGACGUGCGAUCUAUGCAGUGAAAAGAAAAUCUUUCGGACUCCAAACGAUUUCAGCGCUCAUCUGCGCCAGACUCACUGCACGAAGGAAGGAGGAUCUUUUGUUUGUCGUUAUGGACGAAACGGGGUUUGCCCCUCUUUACCCGUUGAGGGAGUCAGCGACCGAGAUUACGAAGCUCAUGUCAUCAAAAGUCAUCUUAGAUUGGAAAAAGAUUCCUUAGAUAAAGCUGUCACCUACUCCUCUCCCAAAGAUGAUUUUCUCUAUGCAAGACCUAGAUUUCCUGCUAUCACUUUCACCGAAGCGGAUAACUUCACAGUGUUUUCAUCAACCCAGAAUUUACAAGCUGUUCUCAAUGAUCCAAAAUACCAUAAGAAACAGGCAGACUUCUUUACAAGGACGUGGGGGGAGGAGUUUGUACCUCAUUCUGUCCCACCGCUCACACUUCUGCAUGCUGUACCAAUGGGUUAUUAUGAUGAAUACCUCAAGAAAAUAGAGAUGAGAAUCAGAUUACAUGCCAAGCUAAAGAAGUCUCUAGUGGCAAGCAAUACAGCCGUACCUGGUGACACUGGUUUCACAGCAGCUGCUGCUGCUGCCGCACGUCGACAUACUUGUAUAUCUCAUGAUAAAUCAUCCUCAGACCUCAAUGUCAUCCCCAAGGUUUUCAUGAAUCCCCAUUUCACCCUUGAGGAUCCAGAGACCUUUAGCUCUGUGUUGCCAUGGUCACUUGUAACAGCUGACUCAUCACAGGCUGCGCAGGAUAGGGCAGGUCUAAUGAAUGCUCCAAGGAAUUCUGCAAAGCUGUUGCAAGAGAAGCUGUCUCACUAUCUGGACAUUAUCGAGAUGAACCUGGCAUACCAGAUAUCCCUCAGGUCGGAGGACUUCUUCAGUGCUAUGGCUUCUCAGGACCAGCUCCAAGAUCAUGUAGGUCAGACUAUCAAGGAAAUCAAGCACCUCCGCAUGAAGAUCCACAAGGUUUCAGAAGUCCUGUGCCAUGGGGAUCUGAAUCUGCUAAGAAAACAGUCGCUCAGGUCGAAGUACCUUAGUGUUUAUGACAAGUUAAAGUUGAUGGCCACAGUUCACCAGACUCAGCCCACCAUACAGCUGCUUCUCUCCACGUCUGACUUUGUUGGCGCUUUAGACCUGAUCAGUACGACACAGGAAGUGUUGCAACAGGAGCUUGCUGGUGUUCAGAGCUUCAGGCACUUAGGAUCCCAGCUUGCUGAGAUGGAGCGGGUCAUAGAAAAGAUGAUGGAGGCAGACUUUGCUGACUUUGUGACUGCAAACUUGAACAGAUGCACAGAUGAGGUGGAUCACGGAUGCCUGAUUGAUGAGGAUCGUCUGGUAUCUGUUCUCUUUGGUUUGCUGCAUAAGCACAAGUUUCAGUUCAUCCAUCUCUACAGAGAGGAGGCCUUUUCUACCAUAAAAAGCACCAUCAAGCAGACUGUGCAGGGUUUUGUGAUGAGGAAUUCUGAACCAGAUGAAGAAAGCCCUAGACUAGCAGAAGCCAUGCGUGGCCUGGAUUUUGAGCAGUGGAUGGAUAUGUUACAGAACGUGUUUGAUGCAGCUCUUCAAGUUCUGCGAAGAAUGAAGGUACUGCACAGGAGUAUAGCCGGAGUGUUAGCAAUAGCGGCUGGGCACUGCGGGCCCAACUCACCCAUAGAAACAUAUGAACUGAUGACAGAGGAGAUAAGGCAGGAUGCUGAAAACAUCCAGGCGGCAUGUGACUUUGAUGUGCUAAUCACAAGAUCAGAGUUUGACAAACUGUCAAAUGAAAGUCGAGAGUUACUUUGCGCCUCUUGUGAGAUGGCACAAGUCAGAUGUGCUAAAUUAAUCAACAUCAGAGCUAAGGCCGGCUACCUGGACAGUUUGACGUCCACGGAGUUCGUGAACCUGACACGCAUGGUGGAAGACUUUGUCGGUGACUGUGAGGGAAUGUGUGGUAGACAGAGUCACAGCCUUCGCGCCACUCUCUUAUCUCAGGCCAAGAAAUUUAUCGAGAGGUUCCACGAGGAACGGAAGAAUAAACUAGGGUUAAUCUUGGAUAACGAACGCUGGAAACAAGCAGAUGUGCCCGCCGAGUUCCAAGCUCUGGUGGACUCCCUAGUGGAUGGAGUGCGGCCUCGUGGAAAAGAGCCCACGUUUGCAAUUUCUUCGUCCAACGCACAGCCUGACAGAGGUCCAGCGAGCUUCCUCGUCGUAAAUGGAGAGAAAUUUACUGUUGUUGGCACGGUUCUGUUGCUGCUGAAGAUGGUCGUGGAGUAUUGCCAGUGUGUAGAUGACACGCCGAUGCUCGUCACAGACAUUAUGAACAAAUUGUUUGAAGUUCUCAAGCUCUUCAACUCUCGCACGUGUCAACUAGUUCUUGGAGCGGGUGCACUUCAGCUGGUUGGACUCAAGACCAUUACAGUGAAACAUUUAGCUCUGGCAUCCCGCUGUCUUGAGAUGAUGACAAUUUACAUUCCUGUGUUCAAAUCUCAUUUUGAAGAGCGGCUACCUCCAAAACAAUACAUCUUGCUAUCACAGUUUGACCAGAUUUUACGGGAUUACAGCAACCAUCGGCAGGAGCUUAUCGGCAAGAUCGUGAAUCUGAUGGAAGAUGUGUUCAACAGCCACUUGGCGCGGUGGGAAGUGCGCGCUCCUAUGCCUUCCCAAGCGAUGCGAGGCAUCGUCAGACAGAUAAUCAAGCUCCACGAAUCACUCUCGGCCAUCCUUCCCUCCAAACAGAUUGAGGUCAUGUUUCGCGAGGUCAAGAGGAUAUUCAAGACUUGCCUAGCAGAAAAGAUCGAGAAGCUGGGCGUGUCCAACAAUGGCGGACCUCAACACGGACUGGUGACGUCAGACCUCGCGUUCUUCGCGGAAAGCUUACGCACUCUAGACGGGCUUGUGGAUGUAGACAAGGGUCUUCAAGACGUCUGGAGACUUGUCAACGAGAUCCGGAAUAACAGGGGAUCCCCUGGCGUGGCUCGUAAAUCAUCUACAUAUAGAUAACCCCUGUGAACCUGGGCCCUUUGGCCUGAUGAUCUUAAUUGAUCUAAGGGCGUGCCUGGUUAUGGACACAACUCACUUUGUGCUACCUGUGCUCUACAACGGCCGAGAAGCCCUGAAAUCUCUAGUUUGUUGGAAACGCUAGCCAGCAUGGUAUCAAUGUCUAGUCAGUUAGAAUUCCUUAGAAUUUUCUUCUUUUCUUAGAUGUACAAGCUAUUAAUUAACACAAGGUUGAAAAAAGUAUGUUGUACGCCUCUGUUAAAACAGAGUAGUUGCGCUGACGUCCGAGCGUUAGCCCAUUGAUUCGUAAAUUGUACAUAAUCCUUACUGAAGACUUAUCUAUAAAUGACACAAAUAAAUAUAUAUCAUUCACUCUAUGAGUUACCCAUACAAUGAGGCGUUCUUGGAUAUGGCCCAGGCCGAUUUUAUUUCCACACUUUUAAGUAUUCUUUAGAUUUAUGUUCGGCUCCCCUACAACAAAAACCUUCACUUUUUGAUGGGCUGAGACUUCGAUGGAUGAAAUUCCGUCUUAGAAGAACUCGUCUGACGAAAGCAUGCUAUAUAAGACUUGGAGAUCAUUGGCAAGAGUUCACAGAAUUUCCAAAAUCGUAGUAAAGCUUGCAUGCUAUGUGUCGUGCAAAAAAGGCGACUACCAGUUUCUGUCGGACAAGUAAAGCAUGUGUAACCUAGAAAUACACUAGCGCAGUAGACACUAAGUAGGCUUCUUAAAGCUGCAUUGUCACCAGUUUACUUCCGGAUGGCUGACGGAAACCUCAACCGAUAAGAGACAAAACUAUUAGAAUCCGCGCGUUUAAACAGGCCAUCCGUUCUAAAUUAUCAGUCACAUCCUCAGAGAAACGUCUGCUUUUUCGCGUUUCGAUUAAAAAUGAUCGGAGAUUUUUAUGUUAUCAACCGGAGGUAAACUGGUGGCUACGCCGCUUUAAGGGACGGACGAUUGGAUGUCUGACGAGGGAGGGGUUUCUGUUGAGACUAAAAAUGGUUCCAGAACACGGUAGACCACAUUCGCCGUCAGAAAUUUCUUUUUCGCAGGAGACACCGCGUCGAGUUUUAUGAGGGAAGGGUAGUCCCAGGGCAGUCGGGAUCGACUUACUUAUAAGGGAUCGGCAGUGCUGAAAAACGCAAGACUAGUUUUAGUACGGCGCGGUGUAACUAACCUUUUUGUUUUGAAAUGGCGGCUUUUUACCGACAAACUGUCACAUUUUGGCGAAUGCUAAGAAAACUAGCGCAAAGCUAUGAGAUUCUUUAUGACUUACUCAUUAUCAAACAAAUCUGUCAUCUUUUUUACAGUAUAGUAUGGUUUUAAAGCUGUAUACUUAGAACAGCCACAGAAGUCAGUCUUUCGUACCUUUAUUCUAAGUUCAAACGUAUCAUCCAUGAGCCGUAUUCAAUGCAAAUGCACGCAAAUGAAGAUGAAACAAUCGACUCGAUUCAUGUGCAUGCAUUUACAUUGAAUACGUCUCAUGGAUAAGGUACCAUGGAUAAUACGACGUUUAAACUUAGCCUCACUCAACACUUGUGGGUUGUUUUUUACCAGCGCAUGCGCAUACGUCAUUCAGCACUAAGGGAUCAUGUGUAAGAAAUAGCAGUAUUAUAAUUGUAAAAAAAAUAUUUAAUAAAUAAAAUAAUUCAUGAA
Nematostella vectensis (starlet sea anemone) is the source of this 5052-nucleotide messenger RNA. RefSeq names its product vacuolar protein sorting-associated protein 54. Gene Ontology annotation, cellular component: GARP complex. Gene Ontology annotation, molecular function: syntaxin binding. The transcript has 24 exons. The record is from RefSeq and is a predicted model, not a curated record. Bases 375 to 3401 code for a protein of 1008 amino acids. Gene Ontology annotation, biological process: retrograde transport, endosome to Golgi; Golgi to vacuole transport. Lineage: Eukaryota; Metazoa; Cnidaria; Anthozoa; Actiniaria; Edwardsiidae.